UGCCGCCUUCUCCCCUCCCUCUCCUCCUCCCACUCCCCUCAUCUGACCAAAGCUCCUCUUAUCUCUCUCUAGCCCCCUUUCCCUCCCCGUCUGCCCAUCUACUGCUGCUUCUUCAAUCGAGUCCCCGCGAUCGCAACACUCGCGUUAAUUUGAUCCCCGCUUAGUUCCUGAGCGCUCAAGGGAUCAGAUAACCAGGAAGAUGGACGUGCAAUACCAUGAGGAAUACGUGAGGAAUCCGAGGGGGGUGCAGCUCUUCACAUGCGGCUGGCUGCCCGCUUCUUCCUCGCCCAAGGCGCUCGUCUUCCUUUGCCAUGGGUAUGGCAUGGAAUGCAGCGUCUUCAUGAGAGCGUGCGGGUUCAAGUUGGCCGCGGCGGGGUACGGCGUGUUCGGCAUCGACUACGAAGGCCACGGCAAGUCCAUGGGCGCCAGAUGCUACAUCCAGAAGUUCGACCGCCUCGUCGCCGACUGCGACCGCUUCUUCAAGUCCAUCUGCGACAUGGAGGAGUACCGGAGCAAGAGCCGGUUCCUGUACGGCGAGUCCAUGGGCGGCGCCGUCGCCCUGCUGCUGCACAGGAGGGACCCGGCCUUCUGGGACGGCGCCGUCCUCGUGGCGCCCAUGUGCAAGGUGCUGCCAUCAACUUCUCCUGCCAUGUUGAUGAACUUCUACUGCAAUGCCUGCCUCUGCCUGCUAGCUCAUGUGUAGGUUGUUGUUUUGAUGGCAUGGUGGUGGUGCAGAUAUCGGAGAAGGUGAAGCCGCAUCCGGUGGUGGUGACCCUGCUGACGCAGGUGGAGGAGCUCAUCCCGACCUGGAAGAUCGUGCCCACCAAGGACGUGAUCGACUCCGCCUUCAAGGACCCCCUCAAGCGCGAGCACAUCAGGAGGAACAAGCUCAUCUACCAGGACAACCCGCGGCUCAAGACGGCGCUGGAGCUGCUCAGGACCAGCAUGGACGUCGAGGACAGCCUCGCCGAGGUGAGCAUGCCCUUCUUCAUCCUGCACGGCGAGGCCGACACCGUCACCGACCCGGAGGUCAGCCGCGCGCUCUACGACCGGGCCGCCAGCGCCGACAAGACCAUCAAGCUCUACCCCGGGAUGUGGCACGGCCUCACCGCCGGCGAGCCCGACGACAAUGUGGAGCUGAUCUUUGCCGACAUCGUCGCCUGGCUCAACAAGCGCAGCCAUCAUCGCAAACCUGAACACGGCGGCCGGGUAGGAAGUGCCCCGUCGGAGCCUGCAAGGUACCAACGGCGGCCGGUUUCCGGCGGCAGCGGCAUGGACAGCCCGGUGUCGAUACCUCGGCGGCGAGGUGGCUUCCUCUGCGGGCAAUGUAGAAUGUAAACAUGGAACUGUUUGUGCAAGGAAAAGAGAAGCAGCAGAUGAAAGCAUGUAAAUACUGUGCUGCACCAAUGCUCAGUAAACUGAAUAAAGUUUUGCUCCACUCUGAAGUUUCUUGUGUUCUAGACAGAGAUUGGCUUCCUGAAGCAUCUGGGAAGAUCCACAUUCUGAAACAACAUGUAAUUUAUACCAUAUAAUGCUAUCUUCUCAACAAAGAAUUAGAAGAUCCAGAUUUGAUUUAUAUA
This is a messenger RNA of Triticum dicoccoides, 1580 nucleotides long. RefSeq names its product caffeoylshikimate esterase-like. NCBI's taxonomy places the organism in Eukaryota, Viridiplantae, Streptophyta, Magnoliopsida, Poales, Poaceae. The record is from RefSeq and is a predicted model, not a curated record. Bases 259 to 1338 code for a protein of 359 amino acids. The transcript has 5 exons.